CAGGGAACAGCAGUCCCUAGCCUGGCUGUGGGUCUGGUCGGAUUGGGUAGGUACAGCCAUGGCUUCUCUGGGCUUGGGGGUCGCCCAGGGUCCUGAAUGACAUGCAGGACGCUGAGCUGGACACAGAGACGGACACCCAGCUCCUGAAGAGGCCAGAGCACAAAGGGGAACAACAGUGGGCGGAGCAUGCUCAGCACCAUGAGCCCCCGGCUGUCACUGCUUCUGCUGAGGCUGCUGCUGCUCAUCAAUGCAGCGCACCCUGUUGGAGCUCUGCCCCGAUUGUGUGAUGUGCGGCGUGUGCUGCUCGAGGAACGGGCCGAGUGCCUGCGGGAACUCUCUGGAGAGAAGAAGGCACUGGGCCUGGAGACAGCAUCAGCCAUCGUAUUCUCACGGUCUGCUUCUUCGCACACGGUUCAUCAAGGCUGUGAGAGGUUUUGGGACAACAUGACCUGCUGGCCCUCCUCGGCACUGGCACAGACAGUGGAAGUGCAAUGUCCAAAGUUCCUGAAGAUGCUCUCUGGCAGAAAUGGCAGCUUCCUGUUGAAAAGGAUGUACGCCUCUCAUCUGUACCUGGCAUUCCCUCCAAAAAGCCUUCUUAGAGCCCCACACCUACCCAGGAAGAACCAGUACCUGGCCACAAAGCAUGCAUACCUGCUGAAGCUCAAGGUCAUGUACACUGUAGGCUACAGCUCCUCCUUGGCCAUGCUCCUGGUCGCCCUCAGCAUCCUGUGCUCUUUCCGGAGGCUGCACUGCACUCGCAACUACAUCCACAUGCACCUGUUUGUGUCCUUCAUCCUUCGCGCCCUGUCCAACUUCAUCAAGGAUGCCGUACUCUUCCCCUCAGAUGACGUCACCUACUGUGAUGCCCACAGGGCGGGCUGCAAGCUGGUCAUGAUCUUCUUCCAGUACUGCAUCAUGGCCAACUACGCGUGGCUGCUGGUGGAGGGCCUCUAUCUUCACACGCUCCUGGCCAUCUCCUUCUUCUCAGAAAGGAAGUGCCUGCAGGCAUUUGUGCUCUUCGGAUGGGGUUCUCCAGCCAUUUUUGUUGCUUUGUGGGCUGUCAUCAGGCACCUUCUGGAGGACUUUGGAUGCUGGGACAUCAACUCCAACGCUUCCAUCUGGUGGGUCAUUCGAGGGCCUGUGAUUCUGUGCAUCCUGAUCAAUUUCAUCUUUUUCAUAAACAUUUUAAGAAUCCUGAUGAGAAAACUUAGAACUCAAGAAACAAGAGGAAAUGAAACACACCAUUAUAAGCGCCUGGCCAAGUCCACCCUCCUGCUGAUCCCCCUCUUUGGCAUCCACUACAUUGUCUUCGCCUUCUCCCCAGAGGGUGCCAUGGAGGUCCAGCUGUUCUUUGAAUUGGCCCUGGGCUCCUUCCAGGGGCUGGUGGUAGCUGUCCUUUACUGCUUCCUCAAUGGUGAGGUGCAGCUGGAAGUUCAGAAAAAAUGGCGCCAGUGGCACCUCCAAGAGUUCCCGCUGCGCCCUGUGGCCCUCAACAACUCCUUCAGCAAUGCCACCAACGGCCCCACCCACAGCACCAAGGCUGGCACCUCUGAGCAGAGCCGGAGCAUCCCUGGGGCCAAUGUCAUCUGAGGCUGCAGCAAGUCACCAGCAGACAAAGGGUUGGAUACUCGGUAGGAUGGACAUGGGCCAGGUAGCCAUUUUGUGUUCGAGUGGCUGCACAGGCCUGUCCCCGAGGUCUGAGCUUCCUCAGAGAUCAAGCAAGAAGAGACUAGGACAUCCUGGAGCAGGAAACAGGCCUGGGAUUUGGUUUUUCUUGUUCUUCUAAGAAGAGCAUUUCAGCGGCCCCAGAAGGGGCAGGGAAAUAAAAUAACAUCCAGAAAAGCCUAGCC
Molecule: messenger RNA, 1850 nt
Organism: Mus caroli (Ryukyu mouse)
Lineage: Eukaryota; Metazoa; Chordata; Mammalia; Rodentia; Muridae
Source: RefSeq, a predicted model, not a curated record